CUCCACCGACCGCUCCUCCCAACGAAUCGGAAUCGAAGUCGAGCGAUGGAGGUCUCCGGCGCCGUGCUCCGGCGAAACCCGGCCGUCUCCGUCUCCCCGUCUCUCCGAAAUUCCGGCCGCCCUGCCCUCGCAUGCUCGUCGACGGUGGGGUUUGGGAGGAGGGCGAGCGUUUCGGCUCGGCCGAUGGGAGCUUCAACUGAAAGCGGAGGCGGCGGAGCGGUGUUCGCCGACGUGGGACACCUCAACUACUACGCUUCCCCGGUGAGGAGCGGCGAGGGGAAGAGGAAGAAAAAAGAGCAGAAAAAGAGGGCGAAGCUGGUGAAGGGGCUAUCGAGGGAUCUGACCACGUUGUUCACGUUGGGGAUCGGCGCCGAUGCCGGCGAAGGGGUUGCCGGAGAAGUCAAGGGGAAGAUGAUCUCGGAAGCGGCAGAGAUUUUGCUGGCAGAAUUAGAACAGCUGAGAGCCCAACAGAAGGAGAUGAAGAGAAAGCGGAAGGAAGAGAAGUCUGCGAUGAAGGCCGCAAGGGCUAAACAAUGUGCAAUGGCUGAAUCCUCCUCGAGCUCUUCAUCGGAGUCGAGCGAUAGCGAACGCGAUGAGGUCGUCAAGAUGAGAAAUUUUGGAGCUGCUGCUGUCCAGGAACCCAAAUUGGAAGACCUGGCAAUUCCAUCUGCAGAAGCUGAGUGCAGUCCACGACCUUCAACUUUGGAGCCUAAAGCACUGAAACCUUCUCAAGAAUGCUGUGGUACCGGCAGUAGUGCAUGUGUUGGUUGCUGUAAUAGUAGUAGUACGAGCAGCAGCACAUCAGGAGUCAGGAAACCGAUGAACAAGAUUGAGGUUUGCAUGGGAGGCAAGUGCAGGAGGUCUGGUGCGGCAGAGCUGAUGGAGGAAUUCGAGAAGAUGAUCGGCGUCGAAGGGGCCGUGGUUGGCUGCAAGUGCAUGGGCAAGUGUAGAGAUGGACCAAACGUUCGAGUCUUGGAUCGCAGCAAUGGCAAUGGCCAGGAAGCAGUCAGGGUUCCCAAGAAUCCCUUGUGUAUUGGUGUCGGAUUACAAGAUGUUGGCACGAUUGUGGCCAAUUUCUUUGGGCAGGAGAGUUUAGGGCUUGUGGCAGCAUAGGGAUCAACCAAUUUGUAUAUAAAUGUCUUCGUUCGUUUCUGCUCCCAUUGUUUUAGUAAAGCUUUCUUAAGUUUGUGUCA
This is a messenger RNA of Musa acuminata AAA Group (dessert banana), 1193 nucleotides long. Its product is annotated as diacylglycerol O-acyltransferase 3-like. The transcript is spliced from 2 exons. The record is from RefSeq and is a predicted model, not a curated record. NCBI's taxonomy places the organism in Eukaryota, Viridiplantae, Streptophyta, Magnoliopsida, Zingiberales, Musaceae. Bases 46 to 1113 code for a protein of 355 amino acids.